AUGGACAACUGUGAUGACCCGCUAGCGUCCCUGCUUUCUCCAAUGGCCUUUUCCAGUUCCUCAGACCUCACUGGGACUCACAGCCCGGCUCAGCUCAACCGAAGAGUUGGCGCUGGCGGGUGGUCCCCGGAAGAUUCCAACGCUCAGCAGUGGCUCCAGAUGGACCUGGGGGGCAGAGUGGAGGUCACCGCAGUGGCCACGCAAGGGAGAUACGGGAGCUCUGACUGGGUGACGAGCUACAGCCUCCUGUUCAGUGACACAGGACACAACUGGAAACAGUACCAGCAAGAAGACAGCAUCUGGACCUUUGCCGGGAACACGAAUGCAGACGGCGUGAUGCACCACAGGCUGCUGCACCCCGUGAGAGCCCGGUUUGUGCGCUUUGUGCCCCUGGAGUGGAACCCGAGUGGGAAGAUUGGCAUGCGGGUUGAGGUCUACGGAUGCUCCUAUAAAUCCGAUGUUGCUGACUUUGAUGGCAGGAGCUCCCUGCUGUACAGGUUCAAUCAGAAGCUGCUGAGCACCCUCAAAGACGUCAUCUCUCUGAAGUUCAAGAGCAUCCAAGGGGAUGGGGUCCUGUUCCACGGAGAAGGGCAGCGUGGAGACUGUAUCACGCUGGAGCUCCAGAAAGGGAGGCUCGCCCUGCGCCUCAACUUGGAUGACAGCAAAACCCGGCUCAGCAGCAGCCCGCCAUCAGCCACCCUGGGCAGCCUCCUGGAUGACCAGCACUGGCACUCGGUCCUCAUUGAGCGGGUGGGCAAGCACGUGAACUUCACCGUGGACAAGUACACGCAGCAUUUCCGGACCAAGGGAGAGGCCGAUGCCUUAGACAUCGACUAUGAGCUUAGUUUUGGAGGAAUUCCAGUACCAGGCAAACCUGGGACCUUUUUAAAGAAAAACUUCCAGGGAUGCAUGGAAAAUCUCUAUUACAAUGGAAUCAACAUAAUUGACCUGGCUAAAAGGCGGAAGCAUCAGAUUUACACCGGCAAUGUCACUUUUUCCUGCUCCGAACCACAAAUUGUUCCCAUCACAUUUGUCAACUCCAGCAGCAGUUACCUGCUGCUGCCUGGCACCCCCAACAUCGACGGGCUCUCAGUGGGUUUCCAGUUUCGAACGUGGAACAAGGAUGGGCUGCUUCUGUCCACAGAGCUGUCUGAGGGCUCGGGGGCCCUGCUGCUGAGCCUGGAGGCCGGGACCCUGAGGCUCCUGAUUCAGAAAACGACAAGACGGGCAGCGGAAAUCCUCACAGGCAGCAACUUGAACGAUGGCUUGUGGCAUUCAGUCAGCAUCAACGCCAGGAGGAACCGCAUCACUCUCACCCUGGAUAACGAUGCAGCGUCCCCUGCUCAGGACACCAGCCAGAUACAGAUUUAUUCUGGAAAUAGCUAUUACUUUGGAGGCUGCCCUGACAAUCUCACCGCUCCCCAAUGCUUAAAUCCUAUCGAGGCUUUCCAAGGCUGCAUGAGGCUCAUCUUUAUUGAUAACCAGCCCAAGGACCUCAUUUCAGUUCAGCAAGGCUCCCUGGGGAAUUUUAGUGAUUUACACAUUGAUCUGUGUAGCAUCAAAGACAGGUGUUUGCCAAACUACUGUGAACAUGGAGGAAGCUGUUCCCAGUCCUGGACCACCUUCUAUUGUAACUGCAGUGACACGGGCUACGUUGGCCCCACCUGCCAUCACCCCCUCUACGAGCGAUCCUGCGAGGUGUACAGGCACCGAGGGAACACGGCUGGCUUCUUCCACAUUGACCCGGACGGCAGCGGGCCGCUGGGAGCUCUCCAGGUGUACUGCAAUGUCACAGAGGACAAGAUCUGGACGUCGGUGCAGCACAACAACACAGAGCUGACCCGUGUGCAGGGCGCCAGCCCCGAGAAGCCCUACUCCAUGGCCUUGGACUACGGGGGCAGCCUGGGGCAGCUGGAGGCCGUGAUCGACAGCUCGGAGCACUGUGAGCAGGAGGUGGCCUACUACUGCAGGAGGUCCCGCCUGCUCAACACACCAGAUGGAGUUCCCUUUACCUGGUGGAUGGGCCGAUCAAAGGAAAGGCACCCUUACUGGGGAGGCGCUCCUCCCGGGGUUCAGCAAUGUGAAUGUGGCCUGGAUGAGAUUUGCCUGGACAUUCGGUACUUUUGCAACUGUGAUGCUGACAAGGAUGAAUGGACAAAUGAUACUGGUUUUCUUUCCUUCAAAGACCACUUGCCUGUCACUCAGAUAGUUAUCACUGAUACCAACAGAUCAAACUCAGAAGCUGCUUGGAGAAUUGGUCCCUUGCGUUGCUAUGGCGACCGACACUUCUGGAACGCAGUCUCCUUUAAUACAGAAGCCUCCUACCUCCACUUUCCUACCUUCCAUGCGGAAUUCAGUGCUGACAUUUCCUUCUAUUUUAAAACCACGGCUCUCUCUGGAGUUUUCCUAGAAAACCUUGGCAUUACAGACUUCAUCCGCCUUGAAAUAAGCUCUCCUUCUGAGAUCACUUUUGCAAUUGAUGUUGGGAACGGCCCCGUAGAGCUCGUAGUCCAGUCUCCUUCUCCUCUGAAUGACAACCAAUGGCAUUACGUGCGGGCCGAGAGGAACCUCAAGGUGACCUCGCUGCAGGUGGACGGCCUCCCGAGGAUGAGCAGGGAGACUUCGGAGGAGGGCCACUUCCGGCUGCAGCUGAACAGCCAGCUGUUUGUAGGAGGAACAUCAUCAAAACAGAAAGGCUUUCUAGGAUGCAUACGCUCCUUACACUUGAAUGGGCAGAAACUGGACCUGGAGGAGCGGGCCAAGGUCACAUCUGGAGUCCGACCAGGAUGCCCAGGCCAUUGCAGUAGUUAUGGCGGCAUCUGCCACAAUGGGGGCAAGUGUGUGGAGAAGCGCAGUGGAUACUUCUGUGAUUGCACCAAUUCACCAUAUGAAGGGCCCUUUUGCAAAAAAGAGGUUUCUGCUGUUUUUGAGGCUGGCACUUCAGUUACUUACAUGUUUCAAGAACCCUACCCAGUGACCAAGAAUCUAAGCCAGCCUUCCUCAGCAAUUUACGCAGAGCCGGCUCCAUCUAAGGAAAACAUCGCACUUAGCUUUGUGACAGCCCAGGCACCCAGCCUCUUGCUUUAUAUCAAUUCUUCCUCUCACUACUUCCUGGCUGUCCUGCUCUGCAAGAAUGGAAGCUUACAAGUUCACUAUCAGCUGAGCAAGGAAGAAACCCAUGUGUUCACCAUUGAGGUAGAGAACCUUGCUAAUAGAAGGAUGCACCACUUGAAGAUUAACCGAGAGGGAAGAGAGCUUACCAUUCAGAUGGAUGAGCAGCUCCGGCUCAACUAUAACUUCUCCCCAGAAGUGGAGUUCAGGGCUGUGAGGUCACUCACCUUGGGCAAAGUCACAGAGAAUGUCAGAUUAGAUUCUGAAGUCGCUAAAGCGAACAGCCUGGGUUUUGUUGGGUGCCUGUCUUCAGUCCAGUACAACCACAUAGCACCACUGAAGGCAGCUCUGCGCCACGCGACCAUCGCACCUGUGAUCAUUCAAGGAGCCCUGACAGAAGCCAGCUGUGGCUCUGGGACGGAUUCGGAUGUGAAUGCAGUGACUACGGUGCAUUCUUCCUCAGAUCCAUUUGGGAAGAGAGAUGAGCGGGAACCACUCACCAAUGCAAUUCAAAGUGACUCGGCUGUCAUUGGAGGAGUAAUCGCGGUGGUGAUAUUCAUCAUCUUCUCCAUCGUCGGCAUCAUGGUGCGGUUCCUUUACCGGCAUAAGCAGUCACAUCGCACGAACCAGAUAAAGGAGAAGGAAUACCCAGCAAACUUGGACAGUUCCUUCAGAAAUGACAUUGACUUGCAAAAUACAGUGAGCGAGUGCAAGCGGGAAUACUUCAUUUGA
Messenger RNA from Myotis lucifugus (little brown bat), 3843 nucleotides. It is a transcript of the gene CNTNAP5, whose product is annotated as contactin associated protein like 5. The coding region runs from base 1 to 3843 and encodes 1280 amino acids. NCBI's taxonomy places the organism in Eukaryota, Metazoa, Chordata, Mammalia, Chiroptera, Vespertilionidae. The transcript has 24 exons. The record is from RefSeq and is a predicted model, not a curated record.